Messenger RNA from Trichomonas vaginalis G3, 897 nucleotides. Its product is annotated as chondroitin AC/alginate lyase family protein family. Gene Ontology annotation, molecular function: lyase activity. The record is from RefSeq and is a predicted model, not a curated record. The coding region runs from base 1 to 897 and encodes 298 amino acids. The transcript has a single exon. Lineage: Eukaryota; Parabasalia; Trichomonadida; Trichomonadidae.
AUGAAACAUUGGCGUAUUUGUAAUUCUGGUAUAACAAUUGCAGCUCUCGCUAUUAGAGAUACUGAUAAGAACUUAUCAGAUUAUUUAAUAAAUAGAUCUGUUCAAAGUAUCAAGAAUUCAUUAAUAGAAUACUCACCAGAUGGUAACUAUCCAGAAGGAUACUCUUACUGGUCAUACGGAACAACUUAUGCCGGUUUAAUGUUUGCAGCUUUACACAGUGUAUUUAAUCAUACAUUUGGAUUAGCUGAAUGGCCAGGAUUUGCAAAAUCAGGGAAAUAUAUACAAUAUAUGGUCGGAACAAGUAAUUUAAAUUUUAAUUAUUACGAUUCAGGGCCAAAAGGUGUUCUUCAACCGAUUUUAUAUUGGUUUGCAUACUAUUAUAAUGAUCCUUCUUUAGUAUUCUAUAACAAUUACAUAUUAGAAGUCCUUAAAACAGGAAUUGCACAUUAUUAUUUGCCAAUAGUUUUAGUUUUUGGAUCAAGAUUCAGAAAAGAAGAAGCUAUAGCCCCAUCCAAUAAAAUGUAUUAUGGCAAAGGCAUUACUCCUGUGAUUUUAGUUCGUACAUCUUGGGAAUUAGGAAAAGGACUUUCAUUCGGCUUCAAAGGUGGAAAACCAUGGAGUCCUCAUGCUCACAUGGACCAAGGAACAUUUGUAUUUGACUCAGAUGGUGUAAGAUGGGCAUCAGACCUUGGAACAUUGGAUUAUAUUGAUCUUUCAAAUAAAGGAAUUGAUUAUUGGGACUAUUCUCAAGAAGGACAAAGAUGGGUUGUAUACAAAUCUACUGUUACACCUCAUAAUACACUAACUAUUGAAGGUGAGAAGUUCAAUGUAACAGCAUAUUCAGGAAUUACAAAGAUUUAUAAUUCAUCUGACAAUUAUUUAGGCGGACAAAACUGA